CUGCAAGUAAAUUCACUACUUUUUUUUAUUAACAAAUCUUUCAGUUCAAUUCAAUAUUUGUCUUGAUUUUUGUGGUGAUUUAGUGGUGGUGAACUCAGUUGGUGUUUGUUAUAAUUAUAAUUUAUACGUUUUAAACAGUACUUAAGCCGUCAUGGCGAACCUGAAGUCGGAUUUAGACGAGUAUUUGCUUCAAAACGAGAACCGUCGAAGUUACAAAAUUAGUUUACCAUUCUCUACUCCCAGUUUCUUCUCCCGAAGCAAUGAAGAAACGCCUGCGAGUAGUUCUAGUAGUGGAAGUUGGUUUCAAGAGGUGCAAAAAGAGUAUUUCACUUUAAGUCGCACACAAAGGUUCAUGGGUUUCGGAGUAUGCCUUUUCUUCGGUAUCCUGUGCUUCAUCCUGUCAUUCCUCUACAUUCCCAUCUUGAUCCUGCAGGCACGGAAGUUUGCUCUCCUCUUCACACUCGGAAGCUUGUUCUUCAUACUAAGCUUCAGCUUCCUCUAUGGGCCCUGGUCUCACUUGAAGUCACUCUUCUCAAAGGAGCGAGCUCUCACAACCCUACUGUACGGCUCUACGCUAAUAGCCACACUGUACUGUGCACUGCAUCUACAAAGCACUCCACUAACUAUUGUCUGUGCGGUGCUGCAAGUCAUUGCUCUUCUCUGGAUGAUGAUGGGCUCCAUCCCGGGAGGCUCCACGGGUGCCAGGUUCUUCGGAAGCAUGUUCAAGUCAUCAGUGUCAAGUACACUGCCAAUAUAACAAAUGAGUGAUGUUAUUGUUAUUGUGUAUGUGUAUUAUAGGGGUAUUUACUGCUAGCUUUGAUUAACAAGACAUGUCUACAUGCAUUAUGUUUGUAAGCUAUUCUGAGAGACGCUCAACAAGUGCAUAUGGAAUUUGUUCAACUAUUGGACAAAUAAUUCAUUUUUAAACUGAACUGAUACUAUUUACUGGUAUACUAUUAUCAUCAAUUAUUAUAUAAUGUUAUGUCUGAAGACAUGUAAGGCUCAGUAAAUGCGACCUAAUGAUGAGGGGAGACAUGUUUUGGUUCUCAUUUAUGUUUGAAAUUCCUGGCUGUUAAAUGGCUCUAGCACAAUAAAAGGUGAUAAGCUACAUUCAAUUUUGGGGAAGGGAUUCCUAUUAGAAUAAUAUGUAAUCAUAAUAUGAGCAAUGACUUGUGACUUUUUAUACAACUUAUUCAUAAUUUUCGAAACUGAUUUUUAAAAAUGCUCAAGCAGCAUGUAGCUGGGUUUGUAUACACAAUUGUGAUAGGAUAAAUAUGUAACCAAUGAUUAACUUUUAAAUUAACUUUGUAUCAA
Messenger RNA from Cydia strobilella, 1314 nucleotides. RefSeq lists its product as uncharacterized. Gene Ontology annotation, biological process: vesicle-mediated transport. Bases 152 to 757 code for a protein of 201 amino acids. NCBI's taxonomy places the organism in Eukaryota, Metazoa, Arthropoda, Insecta, Lepidoptera, Tortricidae. The record is from RefSeq and is a predicted model, not a curated record. Gene Ontology annotation, cellular component: membrane. The transcript is spliced from 3 exons.